Messenger RNA from Pseudonaja textilis, 1710 nucleotides. NCBI's taxonomy places the organism in Eukaryota, Metazoa, Chordata, Lepidosauria, Squamata, Elapidae. The record is from RefSeq and is a predicted model, not a curated record.
UGAUGCGGGGUGGCUGGCUCGGCAGACGGACAAAGCGCACUUGGGGGCGGAGGCGCUUUGUUUUUCUCCUUCCCUAACUACGGAAAGAGGGAUUUCCCGGGUUUGUUAGCGCGGCGGCACUGCUGCCUCAGUUUUGUUCAGGGGCCAAGGUUCACCUGGACCUCGAGAAAAGGAAACAAAGUCGUGUUGGGUAGAAAGAGUGCGGUGAGUUCCGGAGAAACAACGCGCAGCAAAGCGAAGGCAGACAGCGAGAGCGUCCCAGAGUGACGAGGCGUUGCCAAGAAGUGGGCGCCCGAGCCUAUUCCUGAGGAAUUCACCGCGGGGAUUCGACGGGGCCCGCGUGCAAGUCGCGUAGUAGAGGCAAGCCAGGACGGCGAUCGGCGAUGGUAGCCGAGAAUGAUCCCGACGAGAAGCUGGUGGUGUCUAAUUUGCGGCUGCGUCUUCUGGUCAAGUAAGGAGGUACAUGCAAUUAUCCAAGAGCCUCAAAACAUACGAUUAAAUUCAGUUAUGCUUAACAGUGUUCUCCUAUGGGAUCCAUCAAAUUUUUCUGAAGGAAAUGUAACUUAUACAAUUCAAUAUAAAAGUUUGAGGUCAAUAUUCAUUGACUUGUGCCAAAGGACAUACUUCACAGAGUGCAAUAUUUCAAAUAUACCUAAAUACAGUUUUUCCAAUUUAAGAAUUCGAGCUGAAUUUGAGAAUAAACAGUCGCAUUGGAUAUAUCUUAACUUCACACCAUUCAAGGACACAAUCAUUACACCUCCUAUUGUACAAAUUAUACUCAGAAACCCUGGAGUCUUGGAUAUUCAUCUCCAAAGCCCUCCUGUUAUACUUAAUGGUAUCAGAUAUUCCUUGAAGGAUUUUUACGGCUCAGUAGUUUACAAGAUAAAAAUUUGGAUGAACACUAGUGAACAGGUUAUCAACGUGACUACACCACACACUUUUCAUGUAAUAUCUGGGCUAGAUACUGGAACAACAUAUUGUGUUAAAGCUCAAGUAUUUACUGAAGAAUUGAAUAAACCUGGAGAGUGGAGUGAAGCCACUUGUACCCAAACAAUUAAUAGUAAUAAUAUAGUAGGGAUAGGUCCAGUAAUAGUGAUGGUUAUUAUCCUAGCAGCAUUCAUUGUUUUCUGUGGUUUUAUGAUUGGUCAUAAUUAUCACCGGAUCAAACAUUCCUUUUUCCCUUCAUAUUAUUUACCACAACAUUUCAUUCAGUUUUUAAGCCAUCCUUACCAUAGUUCACAAUUUCUUGAAUCCCAGUCACAGGAAGAGGUUCAUAAUUAUGAUACACUUACUGUUCUUUCGGAGGAGUCAAAACAGUGUAAUAGUGAAUCGGAAAAUAAAACGAGCAACAUAAAAAAGGAGCUGCAGGGAUCUCAAGAAGACACCAUUAGACCUAAAGAAAUUUCAAGUUGUACAACUUUGCUUCAUGUUUGAAACUUGGGAAUAAUAUAGUGUACUAGUUUAAGGAACUUCUUGGAACUUACAAAAUGACUUUGCACAUUAUUAAGUCAUUAAUAGUGGAAUUUUUUUACUUGAUAAAAAUUGUAUAUGAUUUUGUAUUUUGGAAAUUUAUUUAUAUUAAAGUCUUAAUUUCAGAAUAAAAUGUAAUAAGCAAACAAAUUCAAGUUAUGAAAAUAGUAUAACAUUUAAAAUAUUCUGAAUAUACUUUAUUCAGUAAUAUUUACUCUAUUAUUUUGAAGAGCAUUUAAC